AUGGCCACCCGGCCUUCGUCUGAGGUCAUUGAUCUCACAGAGGACGACGACAUGGAAAACGAGCUGGAGAUCCUCCGGAGCACGCACACGCCGCGCAACCCACCGCUCUCCCGCGCACGCAACCCCAUGCAGUACUUUGCCACCAUCUACCGCGAGGGUGACGCUGUGUCUGCGUCGGCCAGCUUCACGGCACCGUCGCCGCGGGCUCCAGCAGCGGCUGCGCCGUCACAGCCGCCGUCCUCGCGAUCCACACAUUCGUCACCCUUUGCAUCCACCCUGGGCUUCGGGCACUUCUUUGGACACCAGCACCGCGGGAACUCGCCCGUCAAUCGAGAGCAGGCCGCAGCCGCCGCACAGGGCAGCGCGUCGCCGCCGCCGGCUCGCCCGGGCAGCCAGCAGUCGGAGUCAUUGUAUGGCCGGCCCUCACCCGGCCUUCACCGGCCGCCUUCAGGGCAGGGAGGGCAGGCAUCUUCGCCGCGACCGUAUGCCCAGCCCUCGCAGUCGGAGCCGGCGUCUAUUUCUAGUCCGUCGGGUGCAACAAGACCGGCGGCUGCGAGUUCUUCGGACUAUAUGCUGAACCAAACCAGCCAGGCACAGCCGGCUCGGUCCGGCUCCGGAAACUCGCCCACAAUGUCCACAACGUCCACAACGCCCAAACCUGCCGCCGCACAGACCAGCCAGGCCUCACCAACCCUGCCGUCACAGUCGUGGAUGGGUCGCUCGUCGCCGGUGAUGAACAGCAAGCAGCCAUCCACGUCAGCACGCACUGCGUCGCCCCAACAGGCGUUCGCGGCUCGCUCGCAGUUUGGACACGGCCAAUCGUCCUAUCCGAGGCAGGCCUCGUCCUCGCAGCAGUUUACGGACAUGCAGCACCACGAGCUCCGACUGCAGGCACGACAGCAGGAGGAGCAGCGUCAGCAGGAGCAACGUCAGCAGGAGCAGCGGCAGCAGGAGCAACGGCAGCAGGAGCAGCGGCAGCAGGAGCAGCAGCGGCAACGUCUGCUCGACCAACAGCGCCGACAGGAGCAGCAACGGCAACCCGAGCAGGAAGAGCAGCCCGGGUUGCGGGUAAUGCUGCAGCACCUCGCCGUGCUAGAGAAGCAGCGCAAAAGUGACGAGCUACGCCAGCAAAUCGAGCAACACCAGCAACGCCAGGAAGAGUACGAACGCCUUCUAGCACAUACCUUUGCCCAGGCCCAGGCCCACCAAGCCCAGACCCAACAGCAUCAACAACAACAGCAGCAGCAGCAGCAGCAGCAGCAACAGCAGCAGCAACAGCAGCAACAGCAACAACAGCAACAGCAACAACACCAACAACACCAACAACACCAACAACACCAACAACACCAACAACACCAACAACACCAACAACAGCAACAACAGCACAGCAGCGUCCAUCAAUCAGCCUCAACCGGCCACCUCUCAUACAGCUUGAGCUCCGGCGCCCGGUCACCGGCCCAGCACUCACCACAGCAUUCUCCACACCUCCAUCCGUCCACCUCCAGCCAACAUUGGUCGUCAACGCCGCUGUCUACCUCCGGUGGGCCCCCGUCCUCGCUGCGGCCGAGCCAGUCACAUCCUCUGCCCAACCCUGCCGCCUACCGAUCAUCUACUGCUAGCGGCCAUGCCUGGCAGACUGCCCUCUCACAGUUCCAAACACCCCAUCGCCGCAACUCGCCGCUGCUCAGAAACUCGCCCCCAAGCCAGACACUGCCUCCGGUGCAGACCAAAUCACCCCCUCACCCUUAUGGAAACCCGCAACCACGGCGGCACUUGCAACAUGCACGGCAGCAUCCAAGCCAAGAGUCGUCGGCCACGAGCGCUACAAGUCGGUCUGCGACGCAGCAGCAACCGCAACAGCUCGCAGAAAAAAGUUCAUACCCACCCUAUCCGUCCUCGUUCUCUCUACGGGCGUCACCGCCGAGAGAUACAUCAAUACCUCAGUCUCAAUCCCAGCACGAACAAUCACCAUCCAAACGGUCUUCUCCUCCUCCUCCUAACCAAGGUCAAUCACCUGGCCAGCCGUCUACGGCAGCACAGACCUCACGGGCGCAAUCCCCCCGCCGUCCAUGGGAACCUAUCCGGUUCAACCGACCCUUGGCCGCCCAUCCGCCUGCCCCUGCGACCGAGUCUCUUCCUUCUCACCAGCAGCCCGCCGCCUCCGCCUCGUCUGGAACGGCAGCUCGGAAAAUCUCGGCACAAUCACCAGCCCCUGUUGCGUCGUCGUCCCCUGUAUCUGUCUCCUCCGGAUCUUCGUCACCUCGCCCCGGAUCGGCCGCUGCAAAAAGAGACAGCAACAGCAACAGCAACAGCAACAACAACAACAACAACAACAACAACAACAACAACAACAACAACAACAACAACAGCAGCAACAACAACAACACCGGCGGCAAUCGUAAUAUCCUUAAUAUUAAUCAUCUGCGACCGCGCUUGUCCACACAAAUAGAGCAUCUGCCGGAUCGCCUUCGUCUUGGCACGGGCCUGUACCCCUCCAAACCCAUUUCCCUCUCGGCCUCAUCAACAAACUCCCCAGCGCCCUUAUCACCACCCCCCGCCUCGUCGCUUCCUGAGCCGCAUGCUCGUAAUCAGGAUAAAUCGGCCCCGCUCAGGACGCCGCCACGAGACCAGCAUCCUCAGAUCAAUUUGCCCGGGGACGUUGCACGUCAGCAUGAAGCGCGGCCAGACGCCCCUACGGCCACGUUGCAGGACGCGACACAACAGGACGCGGCACUCCAAGACAGGCUGCUCCAAGCAGAAGCGAGGCGUGCUACCGACAAUCUUGCUCUCUCCCCCGACGCACGCAGAGCUGAGAUUCGGCGCGCAGAGGCCCAGCAGGUCGAGGUCCUUCAAGCCGCAGCACUGCGAGCCGAUGCCGUCCAAGCCGAAGCCCUGCUUGCAGAAGCCCGCCGUGCCGAGGCUCUGCAAACUGCCGAAGCCCAACGCGUGGACGCAAUGAAGAUUGACGCCGUCCAGGACGAGGUUCUACUCUCCGAAGCGUCGCCCAACAAAACUGUGUCGGUACAGUCGCCUGGUCAGACCCCUUCGGUAAAAACCACACCCUCCAAGAAGGGGACGUCCGCGUCCGCGCCCGAUGCGCGCUCCGCCCCCUCUCCCACCAAGACACCAACCCGGCCCCAGCCGGACUGGACAGUGGCCGAAAUCAUGGCAUCGCUCGAAACGUUCCUCGACUCGCUUCUCGUCGACCACGGACGGGACGUGGAGUACGCCAUUGACAUGGCCAAGCCCAGAGCCCAGACCGUUGUUCGUAGUUUUGACGACUUUGCCGAUCUUCCGGUGCAAAACAUUGAUGCGAGCGACGAUACAGACGACCGUGUCCUGCUGCGCGGCAAGCUGCAUCGUGACAAUCAACGUCGACCCGAGGCACGCACCAUCCAUGCCCGAGUUGUUCCGCUCAAGACACCCGGCAAGGCUGUGCCCAAGUACCGCUUCCAUCACGUCGAGAUUUCCAAGAACAUCCUGUCGCCCAACACCCCUCUCAAGUUUAUUCCUCAUCUUAGAGAUUUUGAAGACAACUCGGAAGAGAAGCGGCGACACGACCAGUGGAUAGAGGAGCUGGAGAGCAUGGAACGCAAGUCCGGCUUCGACUCGUCCAAGCUCUUCCAAAAAGGCGACACGACACGCAAGUCCGAAUUUACCAAGCUGCUGUCCGACUACCUUGACCACUGGAUCGCUCGACUGGGAAUCGACAACUGCAGCAAGACCUCGCUCAUCCGAUACAUGGCGAACGAGGCGCAAAAUGACCAGACGAUCACGCCCCAGCAAAAGAACAGCCUGCUCAGCUCGUGCGGCGAAGACUCGGCCACACCGCGCGCCGCCGUCGUGGCCAGCAUGCUGACGGAGGCAUUCAACCGUGUCUUCAAGAGCCGCGACGUGACCCUAUACGACGUGCUCAAGCAGGACGAGGCCGUCGAAAGCGUCUUUGAUCCCAAGAAGGCGACCAAGAGCAAGGACCAGGACAACGAGCCGUCCCUCGAGCAGAUCCAGCAGUAUCUCGGCACCUACACCUCACUCAAGUGCAUGAUCUGCAACACCCAUUCGUGUGAGCACGGCGAGUUUGACGCCGAAAACGUUCGCCGGUGCUUUUCUAUUGACGAUCUUGGCGGCAAACUCUGGAAACAUGUCGAACGCCGCCGUGACCGCCAGACCCGAGAACUGCGCCAGCUGCACGCACACCAACAAAAGGCUCUGGGUGCUACCAGCGGCAACAGCAACUUGAACGGCGCAAACGGCAGUGUUGAAUUCGGUGCCGGCGCGAGCAAGCAUGGUGCCAACAACUUGGCACCCGUCGCCAACUCUCCGCCCUGCCGCAACAAAUGCUACCGCAGCUAUGACAUUGGCGACGCCGCAUUCGUUACGCGCGAGUGGACCGAGAAUGAGACGAACCUGCUUCGUAGUUUCCACCUCACUUUUGCCAACAGCACAGGCAAGGUCCCCUGCGCUCUCUGUCCGAUGAUGGGCCGCCACUGUUGGGAGGUGUACCGCCGCAUGAAAGAACUGGGCCUCUCUAUUGCGCUUCGCCCAGAGACGCCUUCGGAGGCGACAGAGCCGACGCCCGUGCCUGUUAAGCCAGUCGCCUGGUACGACCGCCACCGCAAGGUCUUGAAUGGCGACUGGUCCGACCACACGCACACGCACUUGUAUGCGCUGCGCGAACAGCGCGAGCCGUGCAACCACGACGGCCCCUGCACGUCCGCACGCGGCUGCCCCUGCGUGGAGGCUAAGCUUCUUUGCGAACGGUUCUGCCGCUGCACGGCCGAGUGCUGUGCGUUUAAGUUUACCGGCUGCGCCUGCCACGGAUCCGGCAAGACAUGCUACCAGCGCCAAAAGGAGGGCAAGCCGUGCAUCUGCGUCCAGCUGAACCGCGAGUGCGACCCGGUGCUCUGUGGCGGCUGUGGCGCCCGCGAGCGUGCCGACCCGGAGAACCGCGACGACGACGAGCUGCACACGACGGGCUGCCAGAACGUGUCGCUCCAGCGUGGCAAGUCCAAGGCGGUCGUGCUGGGCCAGUCGCAGCUGCAGGGCUGCGGGUAUGGCCUCUUCACAGCAGAAGACAUUGGCGCCGACGAGUUCAUUAUCGAGUACGUUGGCGAGUUGAUCACACACGACGAGGGUGUGCGGCGUGAAGCGCGCCGUGGCGACUUCUUCGACCAAGGCGCCAACGCGUCGUACCUCUUUACGCUGCUCGAGCAGGACGGCAUCUGGGUCGACGCGGCCAUCUACGGCAACCUGUCGCGGUACAUCAACCAUGCGUCUGAGAGCGACAAGCGUGGCUGCAACAUCACACCCAAAAUUCUCUACGUCAACGGCGAGUUCCGCAUCCGGUUCUCGGCCAUGCGUGACAUCAAGGCGGGCGAAGAACUUUUCUUUAACUACGGAGAAAACUUUCCCAAUUUGACAAAGAAGCUGCUCGAGGACAAGGCGUCGGCCAGCGACGACGACGCUCUGGCCAAUACUGGCAAGAGCCGACAAAGCGGCGCAGCACAACGCCAGGCCACCAACUACAACAACAGCCGUCGAAAGGGCCAGCAGGCCAUGCGCAGUCGUGCGCCUACAAAGAGUGUGCAGACUGGGCCUAGCAACAGUCGCAGCGGUGGAAACGGUAAGAACAUCCGCAGCAACGACAGUUCUCACCUCCCGCGUCGCUCGCGGCCCAAAGGCGGUGCCCGGAAAGAGGCCCCGCCACCCCGCCGCGCCGAUACAGACGACCUUUCUGCGGAUGACGAUGGCGACGAUGACAACGACGAUGCCGACCACAUGGACAUUGACAGUGGCAACGGUUCACAACGCGCCUCGGUUCGAAACAGAUCGACCAAGUCUGCCUCGCUGAAGCGGAAGCGGCGCAACACCAUCGUUGACGACGACGAUGGCGACGACGAGAGCGAUGGCGGUCACAGGGGGAAAGUUGGAUCAGACGAUGAACAGCUCGCCGAAGAAUCCCACCGCACCGGGCGCAGCAGCCGCCGACGCCCUGGUGCCACUACGACAUCAUCCUCGGCAGCCGCUUCCGCUACAGCGGGCAUAGGCGCCAUCGCCACGGAAUCGGCUGCUCUGCCCGAAACGCCACGACGUCUUAGAGCCCGUCUCGGCACCCAACGAGCAGCCAGCCGGGAGAGGAGCGACCACGGGACGAGCCACGAUGACCAUCCUGCCGAUGAGGACGGAGGACACGGAGGCGGUGUUGUUGACUCACCGCGGACGCGGAAUCGCCGCGCAGCGAUGCGCUUCGGUAACGGCGGGGCCGCGUUCACGGACGGGGAUAACGACACCGACCAACAGCCACUUAAGAAGCGGCCACGCAUCGGCACUCGGCGUGGUGACGCAGCCACGUCCAAUGCUGCCGCACAGCACAACAAUACGGACAGCGACAACAUGGUUGUUGACUCGGACGAGUCGAUCCCGACGCGCUCCCUGCGGAACAGGCGGCCUCGGCAACAACAGCCGCGACUGACAGAACUGUCGACGGCAGAUCUACCGGACCGGCGGCGUGCGGACAGCGAUGGCGGCGGUGGCGAAGGGGACGAAGGCGGCACCAGCGCGCCCGCAUCGGCUGUGGUGGCGCUCGGCACGACCGACGAUGACCAGGGCAGUAUGACUUCCGCAAGCCAGUCGUACGGGCCAAAUCAUCAGAGCACGCCAGGCAGGGCUGCCCGUACUGCUGCUACUGUGCCUGCCACUGCGACCCCAACCACAUCAUCGACAGUCAACACGCGCCGCCGUAACGUUGUGCCCGAUUCCGACGACGAUGUGGACGUGUCCAACAUCACGUCGAGCCGCGCCAGCCGCAGCGGGAUGCGCAGCGCGCCCAGACCGUCUUCGCAUGCCGCCCCGACGACGUCUCGUGUUGCCACGCCCCUGUCGCGACCACACACGCCCAAGGUCAACGACAAGGCGGAUGCCGGCGGCGGCACGAGCACCGGCAACCUUGGCCAGACCGGCAGCAUCCGGCGAAGCCUGCGGAGCAACGACGACGCGUCCCGACCGGGCUCGUCUGGCUCAGGGGUUGUGCCGGCGCCCACAUCCGCCCCGGCCGCGCAGUCGACGCCGAUCAACACGCGCUCUCGGUCCGGUGGCGAAGACGACAGUGGAGGCAGUUCAGUUGAGCGCAGCCAGCGCAAGCGGCAGAUGCCGGCCCGAUACCGCACGGAGGAUGCACUGUAA
This is a messenger RNA of Sporothrix schenckii 1099-18, 7182 nucleotides long. RefSeq lists its product as uncharacterized. The record is from RefSeq and is a predicted model, not a curated record. Gene Ontology annotation, biological process: chromatin remodeling. The transcript has a single exon. NCBI's taxonomy places the organism in Eukaryota, Fungi, Ascomycota, Sordariomycetes, Ophiostomatales, Ophiostomataceae. Gene Ontology annotation, molecular function: histone methyltransferase activity; protein binding. Bases 1 to 7182 code for a protein of 2393 amino acids.